Cotesia congregata is the source of this 2280-nucleotide messenger RNA. NCBI's taxonomy places the organism in Eukaryota, Metazoa, Arthropoda, Insecta, Hymenoptera, Braconidae. The record is from the annotation of a GenBank genome assembly.
AUGUUCAAAAUAUAUAUACUAAAAUAUGUUUUUAUUUCAAUAAUACACAUAAAUGCCGCCCUUAAAACUAUGAAAGUUAAAGCUAACUGUUUACCAGCUGUUCCGCCAAAAUUGGCACUGUCUAUAAUUUUCAUAUCGUCACUUUGCUGUAUAAAUUCAUGGAACGGAUCAUUCGUUUUCGAUGAUUCGCCGGCAAUAUUAAAUAAUCCUGAUGUCUCUCCACCAGAAUCAUCUUCUCUAUCACCGCAAUCUCCACCACCAUCGGCAUCAAUAUCAUUAAUUAGAGUAUUGAAAAAAUUAAUCAGAAAUGAUUUCUGGGGUAAUAAACUUACUCAUAAACAGAGUCAUCGAUCCUACAGACCAUUUACCGUUUUGACGUUUAUAAUUCAACGAUGGUUGCGCGGUUCUCUCAAUCCAAUAGAUUUUCACAUUUUUAAUUUAAUACUCCAUACAUUUGCGUGUUUAAUAUUCUAUUAUUUACUCCUAAGAUUAUUAGAUAAAACCGCAAGACAUUUGGCAUUUUAUGUAGCUACUUUAUUUGCGGUUCAUCCUAUUCAUUGUGAAGCUGUUGCAGGAAUUGUUGGUCGAGCUGAUAUUUUAUGUGCAAUAUUUGUAUGGCUGUCAGUAUUAUUUUAUAAUCGUUGUAUUUAUGAAAAAAAUUUAAUUAUUCUCAUUAAAAAUUUGUUGAUGUGUGUAUUAUGCAUUACAUAUGCAAUGCUUUGUAAAGAAAUUGGAAUUACUGCUAUUGGUAUUUGUUACGCUUACGAUUUGACAAUAGUUCAUAAAAAAAAUUUAUAUGAUAUUAUAACAAUUUUAAAAAAGGAAUCUAUAAAAGAUAUUAUUGAAAAAAAUAAAUAUAAAUGUUUAGUACGCAUAGUAUUGUUGUUAACAUGUGGGCUUUUAUUGGCAAUAAGAUUUAACUUGAUGGGUUACUCUGCUCCGAGUUUUCAACCAGUUGAUAAUCCAUCAUCAUUUAUAAAUAAUCUUUUUAUGCGUUAUCUUAAUUAUCAGUAUAUUUGGUCGUUAAAUUUGUGGCUGUUAAUAUGUCCCCUGUGGUUAUCGUUUGAUUGGUCAAUGGGGUGUGUGCCUCUUAUUAAAACGUUUGAAUUGAGAUUAUUACCUGUUAUUUUAUUAUGGCUGAUUUUUGGAGUAUUUUUUGUUAAAUACUUUUUGAAUCAAAAAACUUAUCGAGAUCAUAGAUACGUAUCAAUGGGAUUAUGUAUGAUGAUAAUACCAUUUUUACCAGCGAGUAAUUUAUUUUUUACAGUUGGAUUUGUAUUAGCUGAAAGAACACUUUAUCUUCCAUCAGCAGGAUAUUGUUUUGUUGUUGUUAUUGGUUUUCAAAAAUUAUCACGUAGAUUUUAUAAAUCACGGAUGCCUUUAAUUAUGUACACGGUGCUAGUAAUAACGUGGUUCACACGUUCUUGGAUGCGUAGCGAUCAAUGGAGAAGUGAACAUACACUUUAUCGUUCAGGUUUGAGUGUAUGUCCGCUUAAUGCAAAAGUGCAUUACAAUGUUGCUAAAAAUGCAGCAGAUUCUGGAAAUAUAACUUUGGCUGAAGCUGAAUAUCUCGAAGCUUUACGAUUAAAUCCUCAGUAUGCUCAAGCGAUGAAUAAUCUUGGAAAUUUAUUAAACAAUCAAAAACGGUAUCAGCAAGCUAAAGAUUUAUUAACAAGAGCUGUUGGUCUGCAACCGGAUUUUGCAGCCGCUUGGAUGAAUUUAGGCAUCGUCUUGGCUGCGCUUAAGCAAUUUAAUGAAUCCAAGAGCUGUUAUGAAAAGUCUUUAUCGUACAGACGUAAUUGUCCGGACUGUUUCUACAAUUUAGGCCUCUUGUACUUAGAGCAAAAGAUGUAUCCAAGGGCGAUGGAAGCAUGGACAGAAACACUCAGACUAGAUAAAAAGCAUCGCAGAGCUUGGAUAAAUACUAUCAGAAUCUUAGAUGACAUGGGAAAACAAGAGAAAGCUUUGAGAGAAGGUGAAAAGGCUAAAAAAGUUCUUCCGGAUGAUGCAACGAUUCGUUUAAAUAUUGCUAAUAUCUUGGGAAAAUUAGAACGAUUUGAAAAGGCUGAAGCUGAAUUUAAACGAGCGGCUGAGUUGGAUCCUACAAAUCCAACAAUUUUUACAAAUCUUGGUGUCCUUUAUCAUCGCUGGCAUAAACUUGAUAAAGCUAAAGAAAUGUACGCCAAAGCGUUAGAAAUCAAUCCAAAUGCUCAAAGUGCUAAAAAUAAUAUGAAAAAACUAGAAAAUUUGAUACGAAAACAAAAAUUUAAAGGUUUAUAA